Molecule: messenger RNA, 2927 nt
Organism: Bemisia tabaci
Lineage: Eukaryota; Metazoa; Arthropoda; Insecta; Hemiptera; Aleyrodidae
Product: luciferin sulfotransferase
Molecular function (GO): sulfotransferase activity
Source: RefSeq, a predicted model, not a curated record
GUCGCUUGACUUGGCGGUGCAUCCACCCGCGUGUCUCUAUGCAGUCGUCCAUCGGCGUCGUCACCCGCAUGACCAAUCUGAUCAGUACUCAUCCUCAGCCGCGGCUCUUACACGGAUCCAGUCCAGAUUUUUACCAUUAAUAUUAGUAUGAUAACUUCAUGAAUUUUUCUCUCUAAUGCUCAGUUAGAGCGUAUAUAGUUCGGGUACUGUGACCGUAAAGCGCACAUCACGCCAACGGACGUUGUGCGCGUAUUCUUCAAGACGUUACGUAUUGUGGAACCAAAAUUUACAGAAUAACGUUCACCACAGCACUUAUUUACAAGGAGAAAAUUUUGUGGAAACAUGUUCCCACUUACAGUAAAAAACGUGGAGCCACAAAUUAACGAGAAACUUUUGAGUCACUUCAAAGGCGAGCGAGAGGGCUUCAUUCAAGUAGGUGAUGAAAAAUGGUUGGUGCCUGCCCGAUACGCUCGACAUGCUUCCGGCUACUAUCAAUUUCCUCUGAAGAUGGGUGACGUUUGGAUAAUGACCUUUCCUAGAUCCGGUACAACUUGGUGCCAAGAGCUCAUUUGGCUCCUAAAUAACAAUCUAGAUUACAAAAAAUCAGCAGCAGUGGCUUUAGAACGACGAUCACCUUUUCUUGAGUUCAGCAUCAUACAUGACCCAAAACAUAUCCAAGAUUUAAUAAACUUAAACGAUAACAAUCCGGAUGUCGUCGCAAUUCUCAAAGAGAGAUCGACCCCAGGGUAUGAACUUUUCAAGGACCUGCCCAGUCCGAGAACUAUCAAGACCCAUCUGCCGUUCAGUCUGCUUCCUCCGACACUUCUGGAGACAAACAAGAUCGUCUACAUUGCCAGGCAUCCUAAGGAUGUUUUUGUCUCAUACUAUCACCAUAACAAACUUGUCACCAUACAUGGCUACCACGGUGAUAUGCCUACUUAUUGGAAGUUCUUCAAAAAUAACCUAGUUUGUUUCAGUCCAUACUGGGAGCAUUUGAAUCAAGCCUGGGAACAUCGUAACCACCCAAACAUGCUGUUUCUCUUCUACGAAAACCUGGUUAAGGAUCUUCCUUCAGGCGUGAGGGAGAUAGCUCAGUUCUUGAAUAUGCAGUACUCUGAUGAACAAUUUCGGCAACUAGUCGAACAUUUGCAGAUCGAUAAUUUUAGGCGCCGAGUUCCUCUUUACGUUGAUGUCGAGAUCAAAGGAAUUUUUGGCGAUACUGAGGAAGGUUUUGUACGGAAGGGCAAAGUCGGCGGAGGCGACCCAGAACUAACCGCAGAACUGAGCCGGGAAAUUGACGAGUGGAUAGAAAUGCAGCUUCAGAACACUGAUCUACGUUUUCCGGAUAAAAAAUGACCCUUGAAUCCUUGAUCCUCACUAUUGCGAGGCUGAAAAGCAAUUGAUUUUAUAUGUAUCUGUUUUAUGCUUUGAAGACGGGCCCCAUAACUUGGAAAAAUUGACUGAUGGCAAAGUGGAAUAAGUAUUAACUUAGAGCCUGCAGCGUUGCAGUUUUUGUCGAAUAUAAAUACAUUUUUGAGUGUAGCGAGAAUUUUCGGAUCGGGAAUCCAAUCCUUGCAGAACUUCGAAAAAGACAUUAUGAAGUAGAUAAUGUUGAAUGCAUCAGUGGGGUUGUCAUUUGAGUUGGCCGGUGGGCAAAAUAGACUAUACAUUUUGCAAUUAGGAACUAAUAUUUUAGGCCCAUUUUAGAAACAACGUAUGCGCUAUUCUCAUGUAACACAGGCAAAUGCUUCUGAUUCCUCUUUUCUUCUUCUUUUUUCUCCUUGCCUUUUUUCCUCUUCUUCUUUUUUCUUCUCUUCUUUAUUCUCUUCUUCCUCAUAUUUUUCUUUUCUUCUCAUCCCUCCUCCUCCGUUUCUUUUUUACUUCUUCUUCCUCUAUUUUUCGUUCUUCCUCCUUCUCCUUCUCCUCCUCCUCUCCCGCUUUGAUGCUCUCUACGUAGGUAAAUGCCUUUAUAGAUGAGCAAAAAUUAUAGUUGUUCUGAAUAACAAAAUGUGGUCCAACUAUUACAGCCUUGAAGUAUGAAGUCCUCGCAUUGACAGGCAAAGGCAACCGCUAAAGUAGGUAUUCAUCCUUGUCUCUGCAUGGAGAGACUGAGCGAGCAGAGCAUAUACUGGAAAAACUCUCUCGGCAGUAAGUACCUAUCCACAACAUCGAAAAGCUGGGCAUCUGGAGUCCCUGCUACCGAAAUCUACUGGCAAACGGCAGCCCGAACCAAAAAUCUCGUACGGAGGAAAAAUUUUCUGUUGAUGUAUAUUUAUAAUCUCCUCAUCAAAUUCCUAUUCGAAACAGGAUGAGUUCCCGUUGGCCCGAUGAGAUUUUUGUUACGGACGAUAGUCAGAAUCCCAAAUGUUCAACUUAAAUUCGGGUUAAUAGAAAAAUCUGAUUAGGAGGCUACUAGCAGGACGUCUCUAUCUAUGCGCGCUGAGCAAUUUUUCUCUGUGCGUUAUUCUGGGCUGACUGUAGAAAUUAACAGCCAAAGAGUUAGUCGAGAAGGACAUAAGAAAAAUUGAGCGACACUAUUGGUGGCAGCGGGUGGUUAAAAUGGACGAAGAAUAAGAAAUAGACUAACUAACGGCAAGCAAUGAGAGAUCCUUCGGUUAAUCCAUCAUCAUUCUCCUCCUAAAUCCAUUCUAAGUACCGGAUUCCACCAAUAAGAUCGCUCCAUUUUAUUUAUCGCUAAAUCCGCGUCAAUUUCAAUAAUCAGCCCAUAUCUGUCAAGCUUUCUGAAUUGUGGGUGCUGCCAAAAAAGUUCCUUUUGUGUGCGUGGAGAUACCUAGAUUCUCAUAGAUCUUUAUUACAUCUUUAAUUUAAUUAGUUUGGUAAUCAAUAAGUUAAGUUUUCAUAUUGUUUUUAACUUUCUAUAUACUUUUAAAUAAAAUAAUUUUGAUUUUGUUCAGUUUUAAAACUUA